CCAUUCCUUCAUCUGAAUCUGAACACGCUCGCGCUGCUCAGACACUAAAAAAAGUCAGCAUCAAACCAAGCGUGCCUAAAACCUUUGCUUUUACACUUUUUUUUCUUUUCUCCAGCCAUCUGGGGCUACACUUCUGCAAUCGAUUGCAUUCGUUCUGGUUAUUUUAUAAGAAAAGAAAUGACGAUAGUUCAGGCAUAUCGUCGAAUAUCUGGCGGAUCGGUGAUUGUUGCAGAUUCAUUACGGUUCACUACGUGCUGGAGACAUUUUUCGACGGCGUUUAGAGAGGAAAGAGAUACGUUUGGACCAAUUCAAGUCCCAUCUGAUAAGUUAUGGGGAGCUCAAACACAAAGAUCUUUGCAGAAUUUUGAAAUUGGAGGAGAUCGCGAAAGAAUGCCAGAACCAAUCAUUCGUUCUUUUGGAAUUCUUAAAAAAUGUGCUGCUAAGGUGAACAUGGAAUAUGGUCUUGAUCCAUCCAUAGGGAAAGCAAUAAUGCAAGCUGCACAAGAAGUUGCAGAGGGGAAGUUGAAUGAUCACUUUCCAUUGGUUGUUUGGCAAACUGGUAGUGGCACUCAAAGCAAUAUGAAUGCCAAUGAGGUGAUUGCAAAUAGAGCAGCUGAAAUCCUUGGCCACAAGCGAGGUGAUAAGUUUGUGCAUCCAAAUGAUCAUGUGAACAGAUCACAGUCUUCAAAUGAUACAUUUCCAACUGUAAUGCAUAUUGCAGCUGCUACAGAAAUCAAUUCAAGACUUAUUCCAAAACUUAAGCAGUUACAUACUUCCCUACAAGCAAAGACAAACGAGUUCUCUGAUAUAGUUAAAAUUGGGCGUACACAUACUCAAGAUGCAACACCAUUGACCCUUGGUCAAGAAUUCAGUGGCUAUACCACACAAGUGAAGUAUGGAAUUGAACGGAUCAUAUGUACUCUCCCUCGCAUGUAUCAGCUUGCACAAGGUGGCACUGCUGUAGGGACAGGAUUGAACACAAAGAAAGGAUUUGAUGUGAAGAUUGCUGCAGCAGUAGCUGAUGAAACAAAGUUGCCAUUUGUAACAGCUGAAAAUAAGUUUGAGGCACUGGCUGCACAUGAUGCUUUUGUUGAAGCUAGUGGAGCCCUGAACACAAUUGCUACUUCCCUUAUGAAGAUUGCUAAUGACAUACGUUUCUUAGGAAGUGGUCCACGAUGUGGUCUUGGUGAGCUUAUUCUCCCUGAGAAUGAACCUGGAAGCAGCAUCAUGCCUGGGAAAGUGAACCCUACUCAAUGUGAGGCUAUGACUAUGGUUUGUGCUCAGGCAUAUGGAAACCAUGUGGCUCUUACAGUUGGUGGGUCAAAUGGUCAUUUUGAGCUCAAUGUUUUCAAGCCAAUGAUUGCCAGUAAUCUUUUACAUUCGAUAAGGCUUAUUGCGGAUGCAUCUGCUUCGUUUGAAAAGAACUGUGUAAGAGGCAUUCAAGCCAACAGAGACAGAAUUUCAAAGUUAUUGCAUGAGUCGCUUAUGCUUGUGACAUCUUUGAAUCCUAAAAUUGGAUAUGACAAUGCUGCAGCAGUUGCCAAGACUGCUCACAAGGAGGGGAGUACACUGAAGGAAGCUGCUCUGAAAUUGGGAGUGUUGACAAGUGAAGAAUUUGACCAACUUGUAGUGCCUGAAAAGAUGAUUGGUCCAUCUGAUUGAUAUUAAUGAAAGGAUAUUCAUAUAAAAAUAAUAAUAUCACAUAUAUGUUAUAUGAUGAACUUGAAGCCGUUUUAUUUACUCCAAGUUGAGAUAAGAAAUAAAAUGAUCACUGGUGGAGGGGCUAUUUCAACGUUUCAUUUCAGAGGUUUGUUCGGAGUCAUAAAUUAAGUGUGAAAUUUGUAAGAGAAGUUGUUGAGGAGACUAGGGCUUCUUAUUUAUUUUUUUUGUUAGAUAAAAACCAUUUGAAUCGGAUGUCUAAAUGGUCCAACAGUUUACACAGGGAGCCAAAUCUUGAGAUUUCAUAUUUGAUUUUAUGUUAUUUGUAUACCAUGUUGUUUGGGCUUUAAACUGGAUUGUAAUGGCAUAAGUGGGUAUGUUAUGGCUCAACGCACACCACCAGCUAAGACUGUGUUUGUGUUUGGCGCGCGCUAGCUUAUUUUUCGAA
This is a messenger RNA of Lactuca sativa (garden lettuce), 2107 nucleotides long. It is a transcript of the gene FUM1, whose product is annotated as fumarase 1. Gene Ontology annotation, molecular function: fumarate hydratase activity. Gene Ontology annotation, biological process: fumarate metabolic process; malate metabolic process; tricarboxylic acid cycle. The record is from RefSeq and is a predicted model, not a curated record. Gene Ontology annotation, cellular component: mitochondrion. Lineage: Eukaryota; Viridiplantae; Streptophyta; Magnoliopsida; Asterales; Asteraceae.